Messenger RNA from Thelazia callipaeda (thelaziosis nematode), 2987 nucleotides. The record is from the annotation of a GenBank genome assembly. NCBI's taxonomy places the organism in Eukaryota, Metazoa, Nematoda, Chromadorea, Rhabditida, Thelaziidae.
AUGCUAUGGCAACGAAAGCUAGAAUCAGUAGCAACAGAUUGCUCAAAGGAAUUGAAUUUAGGAGACAGUGCUGCCAUCGCUGCAGAAAUUUACUACGAAAAUGAACUGCAAGCACUGUUCGCACCGGCUUGUUACAAUGAUUUAGGAAUUGUUGGAAAAUUAACUAAAGAAUGGAAUAUUUUGCAAAUUAAUUUUGCAAGCGAGCAUUUUGAUGAUUACAGCUUUGUUGUGCAAACAUCAGCUUUAUCAUCCCUGAAUGCUGCUUUCAACUUGGUUGCGGUUUUCGAAAUGAUGUCAUGGAAUAAGGUAGCUUUAAUUUGGUCUGUGACGGCAUUCAAGAAUAAAUAUGUCACUAAAGUAAGGAUUAACAAUAUCCGGAGAAUAUUCACUCUGAAGGGAAUUACUUUAUUGCACGAUGUCAGUAUUAACUUAUCUAAUAGAACUCAAUCAUUAGAAGCUACAUUGUCGGGAAUCAAAGAAACAUCACGAAUAUGGAUUCCAAUAUUUGGAUAUACUCUCAAAGAUUAUAUGGAAUUUUUGAGGGCAGUGAAAAAAAUUAACUUAGACCUUACUGUUUAUGUUAUCAUUUUGCUGGAUUUUUUCGUACUGAAGGAAUUUCGAUUGCCAUGGAUCCUUCCUGAUCAGAGCACAAAUAAAACUAUAAAAUCGUUGUAUGAUAAAACUCUUGCCAAUUAUUACUAUGCAAAAAGUGAUUUGUCGUUUAUAGCAGAAAAUAGCACGAGUGACAUUGAUGAUCUGACAGUUGUUUUAUAUGCUCAGGUCUAUGAAUCUGGCUGGUUAUUUUCCACGAUUAUUCGUGAUUUUUUCUAUGACAAGCAGAAUCACACAAAGCAUAAUGGAGAAACAAAUUCUCUUGCAAAAUCUGUUAAAAAUAAGCAUUUUAAUGGACCCUUUGGUCCGAUAUCGCUAAAUGAGUACGCAAUUCGGAUUAUUCCAUUUGACGUUGGAUAUGUCGAAGUUUCAAAGGAUAAACCUGUCAAAUUUGCCAAAUUAUUUUUGUCAAACAUAUGUGAUGUGCCAGAAGGAACAAUGGGAAAUAAUCGGAGUUGCGUGAAAUUGCUUCUUUUUCUUUCUUGCCAACAUUCACUACGUGAAAUACGUCAACUGAAAGGAGCAAUAAAAAAUUACCAUACAAAAAUAAGUGAACAAUUUCCUGCAGACGUGCCCCUAUGUGGCUUUGAUGGAAACCUUUGCGAUAAUACAAGAAAGACUGGUGAGAGUGCACAAAUGCCAUGGGCGAUUCCUUACCAUGCAAUUAGAUUUGCUGAUUCUGAAGCAUCUUCGAUGAUAUCAGUACACAGUUUUCAAAUUAAAAUGGAUCGAAAAUUGAAUUUCAAUGACUUGCUAAGAAAUCGACGGUUUGCUACAGUUGAACUUGGAACAGUAAUCGUAGAAGCGUACAAUCUUAGUGAACGAUUACUUUUUGGUGAUUCUGAUAUGGCAUUGCUACAUCAGAUGAAACAACUUGUCCACGAUAACGUUAAUCAGUUUAUUGGGAUAUGCUUUGAUAAGCGAACUGAAUUUUACACUAUUUGGAAUCAUUGUUUCCGUGGAACGCUUGCUGAUAUGAUGUUUGUUAACACUGCCAGCGGUCCUGGAAAAAAAAUUGAUGGUCCUGCAUUUGAUGAAAAUUUCAAACGAGCUUUUGUUCGAGAUAUUAUUCGAGGGUUGGAAUUUUUGCAUUCCUCAGCAAUUGGUUAUCACGGAUCAUUGACCCCAUCACAAUGUCUGAUUGAUAGUCGUUGGAUUCUGAAACUUUCUGGAUUUGGUAUAUCCAAGUUACUCUACAAAUGGAAAAUUAGAGGUUUAUUAAGUGCAAAAGACAGAAAACCAUUGAUUUUAAAUUCAGAUUUAUAUUAUUAUGCACCAGAAUUGCGUGAUGUAUUGAGAGAUAUGAUGACUAGAGGAAAUGAAUUUAUGAGUAUGAAACAAGGCCGAGCUGCUGAUAUGUAUGCAUUUGGUAUAAUUUUGUUCGAAGUCGUUUUUCGCAAAAAGGUUGUUGUAUUCAGCGAUAAUCAUUAUGGUAUCGAAGCAGAAAAGGAAGAAGAUGUCGGUAUUUUCAAUGAGGCCAUUGAAGCACUGAUUCCACACUAUCCAAGUAUACCGAGAAAUACUGAAGUUCAUCCAGAUCUGCUGGAGCUAAUGCGCAAGUGCUGGAGUGAUAAGCCUGAAGGACGUCCGGAUGCUACGUUAGCACGCAAAAUUACAGAUGCAACGAUGAAAAUUUCUGGUAGUUUGGUUGAUCAAAUGAUCAAAAAUCUUGAACAGUAUACCAAUAAUUUGGAAAAUUUGGUGAAAGAACGAACUCAUCAACUUGAGAAGACGCAAGAACACGCUGAACGUUUGCUUCUUGAAUUGCUACCAAAAUCUGUAGCUGAUGAGCUGAAAAUUGGUCGUCGAGUUGAUCCAAAAUGUUACAAGUCAGCGACAGUUAUGUAUUCAGAUAUUGUCGGGUUCACGUCACUUUGUAGUGAAAGUUCACCGAUGGAAGUUGUUACGUUGCUUAGUGGCAUUUUCAAGAAUUUCGAUAUGAUUAUAUCUAAGCAUAAAUGUUAUAAGGUAGAAACAAUUGGGGAUGCAUACAUGGUGACCUCAGGUGUGCCAAAUGCUAGUAGAUACGAUCACGUCCGAGACAUUGCUUCUGUUGCAAUUUUGAUGCGCGAUUUUCUAUCUGAAUAUGAGAUACCACACCGACCAAAGCAAAAGUUACAUUGUCGUUGGGGUUUCAACACGGGACCUGUAUUCGCCGGGGUUGUUGGUUUGAAUGCUCCAAGAUAUUGUGUCUUUGGACAAACGGUAACUUUAGCUUCGAAAAUGGAAAACAGCGGUGUGGCGGAUAAAAUCCAGAUAACUUUGAAGAGUUAUCAACUGCUAACAGCCCGUUAUCCGGAAUUCAGAUGCUCGCCACGGGGUGGAGUUCGAAUUGAUGUUUGUUUUUACAAACUUUUCAUCGCUUAUAAAUAAAA